Molecule: messenger RNA, 3350 nt
Organism: Quercus lobata
Lineage: Eukaryota; Viridiplantae; Streptophyta; Magnoliopsida; Fagales; Fagaceae
Gene: APG9
Product: autophagy 9 (APG9)
Exons: 11
Coding region: 470-3055 (861 amino acids)
Biological process (GO): autophagy of mitochondrion; piecemeal microautophagy of the nucleus; protein localization to phagophore assembly site
Cellular component (GO): autophagosome; phagophore assembly site
Source: RefSeq, a predicted model, not a curated record
ACACACACGCACACCGGGACUCCAUGUUUCUCAUCAUUUAAAAAAAAAAAAAAAAAAAUUCAACAAAAUUCCUCUUUCUUCCACGCAACCAAACAAACCUCUCCUCUUCUCUCUCUCUUCGGUUUCUCCUCUGCUUGAAUCAAUACCUUGUUGCUUCGUCUUUCUCAAAUCAACCUCUGAAAUUCAUUGAUUUUCGUUGUUUUUGCACCAAAUUCUUUUCUGGGUACCGUUUAAAUUCACUUAAUCUCCUUUAUUUGUUGCUCUCUUGGUCUGGUUACUCUUAUUCUUUCGUGGGUCUCAGAGGUUCUGAUUGAAUUGGCCUUUCUGCAAAACUCAACUUUGAGUCUUUGCAUUGUCUAGUUUAUAUCAACUGGGGCUAAUUUGGCAUUCUUUACAGAAAAUUUCCUUAAUAGUUUUAAUUGGUUCGGGGAAUGGACAGGCUCUAUUUGCCUACUGUCAGUCUUUGUGAAUGAUGUUCAGUGGGCCAAACGGUGCAAAUCCUCUCAGUAUAUUCAAAUGGAAACGGCGUGGUGAAUCAUCUUUGGCAGAAAGCUUGCUUAAGGAUGUGCCUCCUGAAAUUGAAUUGUCUGACUAUGGAAGGGUACCACCAAGUCCUGGAAGUGAGAGCCCUUCGGGGCUUCUUUAUGGUGAGAGUUUGAAUGUGGAACCGAUUGCUGAUUUGGACCUGUUCUUUGAAAGGCUUUACAGCUACUAUUCUCAGAAAGGGCUUCGGUCAAUCAUUAUAAAAUGGAUAUUUGAGCUUCUAAUGCUAGCCUUUGUCAUUGUUUACUCUGGAUUCUUCUUAUUAGUAGUUGAUUGGAAUUUUCUUUGGAAUGCGAAGUGUGGGAUGGAUGCCAUUGAAUCUAAAAAUAAGCCCUGUGAUCUUGUUAAGGAAGCUCUUCAUCAACACCCAUUAACCCCUCUAACACUCACCAGAGCUAUCAUUGUUGGAUAUUUAGGGUUAUUAUCCAUUUAUUGGAUCUUUUGUUUUUUGAGGUUUUUUGCUCAAUUGAAGGACACUCUGGGGAUUCGUCACUUUUAUUACAACAAUCUCCAUGUUACGGACGAUGAAAUUAAAACAAUGCCAUGGGCAACAAUUCUUGAAAAGGUUGUUCGACUGCAAAGUUCACAGCAGCUUUGUGUGGUUAAGGAUCUCUCUGCUCAUGAUAUUGUGAUGCGAUUGAUGCGCAAGGAGAACUACUUGAUUGGAAUGCUCAACAAGGGGGUGCUUGCAUUCCCAGUCUCCCAGUGGGUUCCUGGUGUUGGGCCAAUGGUCAAAAUUGGCUCAGAUGGAAGACAACAUCGUUUGAUACUGACAAAGACCCUUGAGUGGGCCUUAAAUUGGUGCAUCCUGCAGAGCAUGUUUGAUCGAAACUUCUGUGUGAAAAGGGACUUUAUAUCUAAUCCUAUGACACUAAAGAGAAGGCUGAAGGUUGUUGGGCUUGCAAUGCUUCUUCUUUCUCCAUUUAUUGCCAUAUUCAUGUUAGUGUUUCUCUUCCUGCGGCAUGCUGAACAGUUCUAUCAUCAUCCAAGCAUUGCAUUAUCUCGAAGGUGGUCUACUUUGUCAAAGUGGCUUUUUAGGCAAUACAAUGAGGUGGACCAUUUGUUCAAACACCGAAUCAAUAGCAGCAGUGUAGAGCAUGCAUCUAAUUAUCUCAAGCAAUUUCCUUCUCCUAUUAUUUCUAUUAUUGCAAAGUUCAUCUCCUUUGUAUCUGGCGGCUUUGCUGCAAUUUUGAUAAUCAUUGCAUUUCUGGAGGAGUCGCUGCUAGAGGGCCAUAUAUUUGGUCGCAACUUGAUUUGGUAUGCUGCUGUUUUUGGAGCUAUUACAGCUAUAAGCCGGUCUGCUGUUACAGAUGAGCUUCUAGUCCAUGAUCCUGAGGGAGAAAUGUCUAUGGUGGUCCAACAUACACAUUAUAUGCCAAGGAGAUGGCGUAGCAAAGAAAAUACUGAGAAGGUCCGCAUGGAGUUUGAAACCCUAUUCAAGUACACUAUAAUUAUGCUACUUGAGGAGAUGGCCUCAAUUUUCCUCACUCCAUAUCUACUAAUGUUUGUGGUCCCAAAGCGUGUGGAUGACAUAUUGCAGUUCAUUACAGAUUUUACAGUGAAUGUUGAAGGUGUUGGUCAUGUCUGCAGUUUCAGCGUCUUUGACUUUCAAAAGCAUGGCAAUAGCAAUUAUGGUUCACCAUACAAUGCACCUCGCACUGAGAGGAGUUCCCAAGGGAAGAUGGAGAAAUCAUUUUUGAGCUUUCAGAGUAGCUACCCUUCGUGGGAACCAAAUGCCCUGGGAAACCAGUUCCUGUCAAAUCUUAGAACUUUCAGGGAGCAAAGGCUGCAAGGGCAGGGAAAUAGACAGGCAUAUUCUCCUUCAAGAAUGUGGCGAGGGAGCCCCAUUUUUAGAGGCCAUGGAGACAGAGCCAACUUUCCACAUAAUAGUCCUGGAAAUGGCUAUAGGUUGAGUCCGCUGUGGCUAAUUGAUGCAGAUCAAAAGAAUCAUCCGUAUCUUCUUGAUUGGUAUUAUACCUCACAACCUAACCACGUGACUGGUAACUCCAGAGAUGGUCCACUAGAACCUUUUGAAGCUACUGAGCAACAUCCUGGAGAUUAUUGGAUGCCAUCCAACUUGACUCCAAAUGAACCGAGGUAUGCAGAAUACUGGGGUGACCAGUUUGGGGAUCGAACUCAAUCUCAUCUGAGGGCUUCUACAUCAUCUCCUUUCUUCCGGGAUAGUGUACUACGGCAUCAUGAUUCUAGCAAUUUGGUAAACCCUACAAGGAGCCAUUGGUGGGAUAGAAGUGGUCCACACGGAACACAGCCCCAAACAAGUUUUCUGGAGCCUCCGGAUUUCAAUCAGCACACUCCAGCUAAUUAUUAUGAUAAUUUGUCAGAAAGAAGCUCAAACGAUCAUGAGAACUUGCACUGGAGGGAUGAUAACAAAUUAUCCCGAACCACUUAUAUGGAUGACUUAGAGGCAGGAGAAUUCAAUCUUCAUUUUGAUGAUAUAUAUAGUAGACCUCCGGAAACUCCAAGAAUAAAUCCAGACACAAGCAUCGGGUGAUCUGUUUGUUCCCUCCUAAGGUUCUAAUAAUUGGAAUGCACAUGGGUUUCCAUUACACUGAUGGUGAUAUCUCUUUUGGUUGUGUAAAGGAAACUAUGUAUUCUUUGUUGUAUAUAAAUUCAUUAUGGGGUUAGUUUCUGAAUAGGCCUCAAGGUUGAUCUGGAAGGUUAACUAGUUCCAAAGUGUCACCAGAAUCCUUCCAAAAUUGUAAAAAACUAUAAACAAAUUAUUCUAAUAGACUACAUUGGGUUAUAUUUUAACCCGUAUAUGAAUUUAAUAGUGUGGUUCCUGGGCA